Molecule: messenger RNA, 1875 nt
Organism: Aspergillus nomiae NRRL 13137
Lineage: Eukaryota; Fungi; Ascomycota; Eurotiomycetes; Eurotiales; Aspergillaceae
Exons: 3
Biological process (GO): spindle assembly
Cellular component (GO): mitotic spindle microtubule; HAUS complex
Molecular function (GO): microtubule binding
Source: RefSeq, a predicted model, not a curated record
CAGAUCAGUUCUAGCAUCUAUGAUCCGGUUCUUUUAAACGUCAUUGUCUAUGGCACUACCACCGGUGCGGACUGAGAAUCCCUGUAUCUUGCAACCAUGCAGUCGGCCCGACCUCCCUCCCGGUCCAAAAGACCGGAUUGGACACCGCAACCACCCAUAGCUGUCUUUGUCCGGAACCUCCAGCUGCUACAACUAGACUCCCGUGACGACUGGCCGAGCAUUACAGUUCGCUCUUUGUCCCCCUCAUCGCAAAACCAGCGCCAGCGUGUCAAGGCCAUCGAAUGGGCACUUUACCAAUUAGUGGCACUCUGGGACCCGGAAACCGCUCGGGAUAAACUCCGGCCCUUCUUUCCUCCACUGGAGCCAUUGCAGUCAGUCAAUCUACGCGCCGCCCUGUUUCGUGUGUUGUCCGAGUUGAAGAAGAAUGGGGACUUAGGAAAAGAGGCUAUCCUGCGGAAGUCAAUGCUCGAUGACUGCAAGGGGGAGAAAUUUGAUGAGCUUCUUGCGGUGUUUUCGACUGCAGUUCUCCGCAAAGCUCUAGCCGCCUCGGCGGAUGAAGGACUUGGGACUCCCGCUAUGAAGCUGUCAAUGGCCUCGGGUUUGACCCAACAAGAAUAUCAACGCAUACUGCCCCUCAUUCUUGCGCAUCGCGUCUCUUUGAGAGGGGUGGGAGAGCGUCACAGCCGAGUACGGGACACGCAUGAGAGUUUCUCGCAAUUGUUGGAUUACAAAAAGAGUCAACUAGAACUUCAGUCCAAGGAAGAGCGUCCCCAGAUUGCGGAUGAGGCUGAUUUCGAUGGAUUGGCACAGAAGGUCAAGGCCAAUUGUCCGAACAAUGCAGGUUGGGCUGAUACUCUUCUAUAUGGAGGUGCCCGCAGUAGCAGCGAUGCGUUUCUCGAACUCCCUUUUUCAACAGCAUGGUCCAAGGCCAAAGCGUCGACGGUAGAGGACCUUAAGACAAACACUGCUCCGGAUCUGUUGAUCGACUUGGAGACACGCAUCACGAGACAGCGCGCCCGUUUGCAAAGAUGGCAUCAGUAUCGCAGUUCGAUGCUGAGACAUGAGCGGGCAGAAUCAACGAACUCAACAAAGAGCCCUCCCUUGGCGUUCCGGGACCACCAGGCGCUCACUGUCGCCAGCAUCGCCAGGGCUGUUCGCGAGCCAGUAGAACGCAUUUCCCCUAAGGCGGAUGAUCGCGCCCUCCUGUUCUCCCUGACGGAAGCACUUGCUCGAAUUGAAGGCACGCACCGCUCAUCUUCACGAGCCACACCGUUGCAUGCCCCUGUAGUCGAUGCAGAUCGUCGUCUGGCUGGGCAUGAAUCGUCAUCCUCAAGCAAUACGUCAUCCCCUCGAUUGAUUCAGCAAGAUGCCACCGCCAAGAGCACACCCUCGGGCAGUGUUACAUCUGAAGCAGAUGAUGCUAUAGGUCGAGCUAGGUCUCCCUCGCUGCAACUCUCUUCUGAUCUGGAAUUCAAACCCGCCCAGCGCAAGGAGCGCAACACAUAUAACCUAAUUGAGCGGACCCGGAAAUCCAUGUCGUUGGUUCCCCCUCCGCCGAGUAACCCACGGCCUAGGGAGAGUCUUCGACCUCGCCGUCCGCGACCCUCCUUCCCCGUGAACCAAUUCGAACUGCCGGAGAGACAGACUCCCGAAAUCAGCAGAGCAUCUACGCCCCGCGAUGAACUGUUCGAAGAAGAGGCAGACUACGCCAGUGUUUUCAAAUCCCGGCCACGGGUCGCUCAUAGCCCUGUUUCUUCGCCGGCAGUACACGUAAGUGCCGUGGAAGAUUUCGAUCUCGGCAUGGACAUGGAUUCUAGACUGGAGAUGAGCGAGGCCUAUGGCUUGGAUUCGCCCCUGCCUAGACGGCGUAGGUGA